AUGGAGGAAGAGGCUCGAUUGCAUCACCUCCCUCGGUAUGAGAAGAAGCGCUUGGUCAAGGGCUGGCAUGCCACGCAGCCUCCGUUCGAUCCAGCCCCUUGUGAACCGAACGACGGAUCAAACGGGAUCACACGUGCAGGCAGCCUGCGAUCGCUGUUCGCUACUCCCCCGGGCGCGUUGGAGUACGAAAGUCAGCGGACAGCUACGUGCAGGAGCAUUCCGGACUUGUUCAGCGACAACUGCAGUCAACAAACCGAAGAGAAGCUGCCCAAGACGGUCGGUCAGGUGAAGCACGCGUAUCGUACGCGCGCUCGGAAGCAAGAAGCGCGUGACGCAUCGAAGGCGAUCCGCCAACGAGAAAAGUUUCUGGAGGUGAGAAGAGGACCAAAGUGGCGAGAACAGCUCUCAAAACUAAACAAACAACCUCAACAGCCAGAGCUCAGCGAAUAUCAACAAGGAAACAUAAAAGAUGAAGAGAAUGAAGACGCCGAGGAGGUGAGCGCUUCUUCUCAAGACGAGUCUGGAGGAGAGCUCCAACUGGUGAACCUGCCCGUGGACGAAGUCGUAGUCAACGCAGCAUAUCGGGACGAUACUCUGCGUCAAAUCCGCCACCAUCUAGCCAACGGCGGCGAAGUCCUGCUCCAAAGCGACUGCGCUAGCUCCAAGGAGACCGUGGGCAGCACUCGCCUCAUGCUUCAAACUCUCUGUACGCAGAGCCUCGCGUACUGCGUCCGCGACCAGAACAUCGUGCCCGACUCUCUCCUCCAGCCGCAGUCUACAACGCGCUUAACACUCCGUCUGCUGCCCCGCCACCAGAAAAUGUAG
Messenger RNA from Phytophthora sojae, 825 nucleotides. RefSeq lists its product as hypothetical. The transcript has a single exon. The coding region runs from base 1 to 825 and encodes 274 amino acids. The record is from RefSeq and is a predicted model, not a curated record. Lineage: Eukaryota; Oomycota; Peronosporomycetes; Peronosporales; Peronosporaceae.